This is a messenger RNA of Cyphellophora europaea CBS 101466, 786 nucleotides long. RefSeq lists its product as uncharacterized. The coding region runs from base 1 to 786 and encodes 261 amino acids. The record is from RefSeq and is a predicted model, not a curated record. NCBI's taxonomy places the organism in Eukaryota, Fungi, Ascomycota, Eurotiomycetes, Chaetothyriales, Cyphellophoraceae. The transcript has 4 exons.
AUGUGUGCAUUUGUUAAAUAUGAGCCUCAAGCCUACAAACUUUCUUCUCGUCGUCGAGAAAACGCAACCGUGAUCAAGCUUGAGGCUGGACCCGAGACACCGCCAUCGUAUACGAGCCCAACUUCGUCAUCCCAACAAGGCUUUUACGAACGCUCAUUUAUACCGAAAUAUCAGAACAGCCCGACCCAGAGUUAUCACUCGACAUCAACCUACGAAGACAUGUCUGACGGCCGAAACGAGGCCCGAGCGAUGCGUAUCCUCGAGAUUAUGAACGACUUCAGAACACUACAACACCACAUAUCAUCUCUAAUUGUUCGGCCGACGGCAAGUCCGCCCGACCAAGCAUCCUACUACCUUGACGGUUAUGUCGUGCUACGGCAAUGUGCAGCCGAGUCUCAAGCCAUUCUGGCGUCCCACUAUAAUCCUGGCAACCUUGGGCUCCAGGCUGGCCAACUUUCCGAAACAGAAGUCGAAAAGGCCACUUUACAGAGAAUCAUCCUCGACUCGUCGACCCGGCGUUUUCAAGCUCACAAGAUCUAUCUACGAGCGGCUGCCGGAAUGCGCUGGGUCCAAGUUCGUGGCCAAGUUUUGAAAGGCGACAAACCCAAUGGACGACAUGCGAAUGCUUUGCGGAGAGCUGAUGAGCAACUACGUGAGGAGCUCAGUGGCAUCACGGACGAACAUGUCAUGAGUGACCUUCGAGGUGCUGACCGUCGAAAAGGCUACUGGGUCGAUGAGGACCCUGCACUCGACCGGAUGCUACAGUGGAUACGAAUGCAACGGUGA